Jatropha curcas is the source of this 1139-nucleotide messenger RNA. RefSeq names its product phosphoglycerate mutase-like protein 4. The record is from RefSeq and is a predicted model, not a curated record. Gene Ontology annotation, cellular component: cytoplasm; cytosol. NCBI's taxonomy places the organism in Eukaryota, Viridiplantae, Streptophyta, Magnoliopsida, Malpighiales, Euphorbiaceae. Gene Ontology annotation, molecular function: phosphatase activity.
AUUAUCAUAUAUUUUUUGAUGAUCCAAUUGUAGCGUAAGGUGCCCGAUGAGAAAUAGACGCUAUGAGCGUACUCCGUGGCGCUCUGGAAAAUGAUCGCGCCACUCUUCUGUGUUUUCUUGCUCGCAUUCAGUUACCCGUUCGCUUAAAAUUCUCUGUGACUAACUCCAUAUUUCUCGGGCUUAAAGCAACACAUUUCUCAACUUUGACUUGUCGCACGACCUACCUCGUCAAAAUGGCCGACUCCAAUCCCAGCGUUGUUCAUCCGCCUUAUUCUGAGAUAAUUGUUGUGCGGCACGGCGAAACGCUGUGGAAUGUUGAUGGAAGACUUCAGGGACAUCUUGAUGUUGAAUUGAAUGAAGUUGGGAGACAGCAAGCAGCUUUGGUGGCUGAUCGACUUUCCAAAGAGCCCAAAAUCUCUGCUAUAUAUUCUUCUGACUUGAAGCGAGCUUCUGAGACAGCAGAGAUUAUUGCUGCCAGAUGUGGUGGUCUCGAGGUUAUUGAAGAUGAAAACCUACGGGAAAGACACUUAGGGGAUCUGCAAGGCCUUGUACUACAUGAAGCUGCCAAAGUUAGUCCAGAGGCUUACCAGGCCUUUUUAUCCCGCCAAACUGCUCAACAUAUACCAGGCGGUGGAGAGAGUCUUGAUCAACUCUAUCAACGUUGUACAUCUUGUUUGCAAAAAAUUGCUAAGAAGCAUAAAGGAGAGCGAGUGGUUGUUGUUACUCAUGGUGGUGUCAUUAGGGCAUUGUACAGACGGGCUUGCCCCAAUAAGAAGCCUCCAGGAAAAGUAUUGAACACAUCUAUUAAUAUAUUUAUCAUCCCUGAUGGAAACAAGUGGACUGCAAAAACUUGGGGUGAUGUUAGUCAUCUUAACCAAACACAAUUCCUGGAGUCUGGUUUUGGUGGUGACAGAACUUCUGGCUAGUUCUUCUGUGGUGCGAAAUGACCAGUUAGUUCAAUGCUCAGUGACAAAAAUUUCUCAUUUAUCUCAUUACUCUUUCAACCCAUAUGGCCUCUAAAGACUUUCACACUCUUAUUUCAAUUGAAACUGGCCUUGUUAAAUGUGCAUGAAUUGCUUAUUUCAUUAUGAUAAAUUAUGAAUGUCAAUCAAUUUUAAGUGCUCUGUUUAGAUUUGAUA